Molecule: messenger RNA, 1337 nt
Organism: Marmota flaviventris (yellow-bellied marmot)
Lineage: Eukaryota; Metazoa; Chordata; Mammalia; Rodentia; Sciuridae
Gene: Chmp2a
Product: charged multivesicular body protein 2A
Biological process (GO): vacuolar transport
Source: RefSeq, a predicted model, not a curated record
UGACGCUUGCUCUGGGGUGAGGAGGGCAGGCCUCUAAUCUGUGGCUUCCUGGCACCUGUCAGCGCGUAGCAUCUCCAGCUUUGCCCCUUUUUGCCAUGUGCGACACGGAGGGGGCUCCUGUUUGGCGCUGUCCGAGGCCUCAGGCAGAAGUCAGGGUUGCACGGAUGAACUGUGCCCUAGGCGGUGGCACGGGGGCCCUCCAGAAUGUCUAGACUGAAGGCACCCAGAGAUGCACUUCUCGGCUGCGGACGCGACCCGCGCCCUAGCUCGGUUCACUAGGGCGGGACUCCGACCCAGGGAACGCCCUCGGACCUUUGGCAAAGACACAGGAACUGGUGCGCAGGCGCUUGGGCGCAGGCCUAUCUUAGUGCGCGUGCGCGCCAGCUACUUCCCAGCAUUCCGGGUGUGGGUGGGGCCUGUGACGUCAAGUCGUUUAAUCCGGAAACGGCGGCGGCGAAGACGACAGAACCGAGAGGCCUUCGUUAGUGGGUACGCCAGGGAUCUGAGCAAGUGGCGCGUGACCCGGAAGCGGAAGCAACUCCCUGUGCCUGCUCCGGCCUGCCAGCGGGCUCCAGCCACCAUGGACCUGUUGUUUGGGCGCCGGAAGACACCAGAGGAGCUACUGCGGCAGAACCAGCGGGCCCUGAACCGCGCCAUGCGGGAGCUGGACCGGGAGAGGCAGAAACUAGAGACCCAGGAGAAGAAAAUCAUUGCGGAUAUCAAAAAGAUGGCCAAGCAGGGCCAGAUGGAUGCUGUGCGCAUCAUGGCAAAAGACUUGGUGCGUACCAGGCGCUAUGUACGCAAGUUUGUGUUGAUGCGCGCCAAUAUCCAGGCUGUGUCCCUCAAGAUACAGACACUGAAGUCCAACAACUCAAUGGCACAAGCCAUGAAGGGUGUUACCAAGGCCAUGGGCACCAUGAACAGACAGCUGAAAUUGCCCCAGAUCCAGAAGAUCAUGAUGGAAUUUGAGCGGCAGGCAGAGAUCAUGGACAUGAAGGAGGAGAUGAUGAAUGAUGCCAUUGAUGAUGCCAUGGGGGACGAGGAGGAUGAAGAGGAGAGUGAUGCUGUUGUGUCCCAGGUCCUGGAUGAGCUGGGACUAAGCCUGACGGAUGAACUGUCAAAUCUCCCCUCGACUGGAGGCUCACUGAGCGUGGCUGCUGGUGGGAAGAAGGCAGAGGCCACAGCUUCAGCCCUGGCUGAUGCAGACGCAGAUCUGGAAGAGAGACUCAAGAACCUAAGAAGAGACUGAUGACCCCACUGCCAAGGGGGAUGUCCGGAACAGACACCCAGGGUCUUUACCAUGCCCUCUGUAAUAAAAUUGGACACUUAAUCCCAAA